AUGCCUUUCCGGAGCAUUCAGCGGUUUGUUUCUCCGGGUUCCCCUAUAUCUCGUCUUCUUAGCAUCCGCCUGUUUUCCCAAUCGGCCGUCAUGCACGAAAUAGCUAUACUCAAUUAUCAACAAGUGAAAAAACUGAGUGAACGGAAUCCUGCCGAUUUAAACGGCUCUUCCGUGCUUGUUGACGUUCGCGAACCUGACGAGUUUAAGGCAGGUGCCAUUCCUACAGCUGUCAAUUUGCCGCUGAGUGUAAUAGACUCAGCCAUGAGAAUGGACGAUGCGUCCUUUGAGAAGAAGUACGGAUUUCGGAAACCUUCCGUGACCGAUCAUGUCAUCGUUUACUGUCGUUCCGGUAAACGCAGUACCAAUGCCUCUCAAAUACUCGAACGGCUUGGUUACUCGAAUUUGGGAAAUUACGUCGGUUCGUAUCUUGAUUGGGCAAGUCACAACACAAAUGCUUAA
Messenger RNA from Schizosaccharomyces japonicus yFS275, 459 nucleotides. Its product is annotated as protein phosphatase Fmp31. Lineage: Eukaryota; Fungi; Ascomycota; Schizosaccharomycetes; Schizosaccharomycetales; Schizosaccharomycetaceae. The record is from RefSeq and is a predicted model, not a curated record. The transcript has a single exon. Bases 1 to 459 code for a protein of 152 amino acids.